GUAGCCAGAACCCUUCUACUAUAAGUUAGACAUUAUCCACCCGAUCCCCCGUUUUCCACCAAUUUUCCUCUACGUCACUUUCAUUCUCAUAGAUGAAAACCCACGCACACAAUUCUUUUUUGAUUUUUGAGCCUUCAUUCUCCAAAGAAAGCAAAUACUCAAGUGCAUAUUCCAUGUUCGCAAGCUCCUUUGGGUGCUCAUCGCAUAGUGAAAGUUGAGAUAAAAUAUGGCCUCCAUUACCCGCAAAGCUCUGGCAGACCUAGUGAUACGAUACUUCCGCUCUGUUGACACAGGCGAUAUUCCCGACGCUAUCUCUCUCUUUGCCCCCGACGCGGUCUUCACCGUCGAGAGUGAUCAUGUCACCUUUACCGGCCGUGCGGUUAUUCAAUCCAUGCUGACAAGUUUCAGCGAGCGGUCCACACUCAUGGAACACCGUAAUAGAAAUAUUGUGAUCGACGAGGCAACGAGGAAGGUCGCUACGGAGCAGCGCUAUGUUGGGGAACUGCAUGACGGGACAACAAGGGAGAUGGUCACAUGUAAUUUCUUUGAUGUCGGGGUUGACGGGAGAUUUGCGAGAGUGGCUGUUUGGAUGGCAGGCCCCAGUCCGUUGGGGGAUGGCAGGACUUAGGAGGUCUGCUUGGAGCUCAUAUCUUAUACGUUGACUUCCUGCAACGAGAAGAAGCCUUGGUGAGCUAAAUGUAACUAGCUCCUGUCAAUAAGCGGUCAAUUUAAUCUUAUCGUCCUACUUCAGCAGUAGGUUUAGCAUUGCAGAAAGACAGCAAAGUCAAAUGACAGUGUACGAAGAAGCAAUAUCACGCAAUAUUGCAAGAGAUUGAAUGUUAAUAAUCUGGACAGUAGAGUUAAGGUGCGUG
Messenger RNA from Aspergillus eucalypticola CBS 122712, 872 nucleotides. Its product is annotated as nuclear transport factor 2 family protein. The coding region runs from base 227 to 628 and encodes 133 amino acids. The record is from RefSeq and is a predicted model, not a curated record. The transcript has a single exon. NCBI's taxonomy places the organism in Eukaryota, Fungi, Ascomycota, Eurotiomycetes, Eurotiales, Aspergillaceae.